Fusarium venenatum is the source of this 1074-nucleotide messenger RNA. RefSeq lists its product as uncharacterized. Lineage: Eukaryota; Fungi; Ascomycota; Sordariomycetes; Hypocreales; Nectriaceae. The record is from RefSeq and is a predicted model, not a curated record.
AUGGGUGGACUACUGUUGGCAGACGACUAUGAGUUUCACAAGCCCGGGAAUACUGACAUGAACAUUGCCAGUAUCGCCUGGGGAUUCUCUUUGGGGGUGUCCAUCUUCAGUGGGACCAAGGCUAUGCGACAAACCAUCCAGUCUUGGAAAAGAGGGACAAGGACGAAUGUCUACCUUGCCUUGCUGUGGAUGGAGUGGGCGAGUAGUGUCAUUAUGAGUGCUAUCACCUGGUGCUACCUUCGUCAAUACAUACCACCUGGUUUUCCUGUCUUCUUUGUCAUUGUCCUCCUUUGGGCUUUUCAGAUUCAAACACUUCUCCAGAUUAUCAUCAACCGAAUCUCCAUUUUGAUGGUGAACCGUCGAAACGCGUGGAAACUAAAGAUCACAACCUUCCUUGUCCUUCUCGUCAUCAAUAUCAGUGUUUUCUGUAUCUGGAUUCCAGCCCGUCUCCAAAUCAGUAAAGAACUCAUCAAUGUCAAUGCUAUCUGGGAUAGAGUGGAGAAGGGCAUCUUUCUCAUCGUUGAUGCAGGAUUAAACUUUUAUUUCAUUCAUCUUGUCCGGUCACGACUUGUUGCCAAUGGUUUGACGAAGUAUACUCGUCUCUACCGUGUGAACCUGGUCAUGAUUGGAAUCUCGAUGACGAUGGAUGUUCUACUCAUAGCGAUGAUGUCCCUUCCCAAUGAUAUUGUCUAUCUCCAAUUUCAUCCGCUAGCAUACCUUGUCAAACUCCACAUCGAGAUGAAUAUGGCCGAGCUCAUCACCAAGGUCGUCAAAGCAAGCAACCCUAAUGGCUACGACUACUCUGGCUCACGAUCCGGUGGAAAGAGUGGUGCGAAGACGGCAACUAAUAAGAGAGCUACUUCUGUCUUUCCCGCUGGUAAUCAGACUUACAUCGAAGCUGGUGAUAACAUUGAAUUGCCACAGCGGACAGAAGACGGCAUCAAAGUGUCUAGGACGUUUCAGACUACACAGAUUGAGGUUGCCAAGCCAAACCGUGAUCGUACGGAUUAUGAUGAUUUACAGAGCGAAUCAAGCUCCACACGAAACUUGAAGGACGAACAUUUCGUUGUUUAG